UGACUACAUUUUUCAUCAUGGCCGGUGGCGUGGCGGCGGUGAUUGUUCGGUGACGUCCUAGCUUUCAAAGUAUUGCAUUGGGGUAAAGCUGCCUUGAUGUGAGCGAAAUCUUUCUUUGAUUCUAAGAGAAAUGAUUAGGAAGGAAGCAAUGAAAUGUUUAUAGGCUUGCUGACUAGGAGGUGUUUGUAGAAAUGCCACUCAGGUAUAAUAGUUUGUUUAUUUUUUUGACAUUAUUUCAGUUUAUUUUCUCCGCUUGAGAUCUUCCUUCCUUCAUUUAUUUUGUCAUGUUUAGUUUUCAGUGUGUCACUUUGCAACUGAUUUGAUCUCUUUUUCUGUCUUACGCUUCUUUUCCAGCUUCUAAAAUUUGGUGGGCAUAAAAAUCUUGUUAGGCUAGCACCUUUCUCUCCAAAUCACUGAUGGCUUUUUUAUUUCAGAAAUUUCAAGAGGCUGUGAGAACCCUCACAAAAAAUCCCAUAUUUUCUAGGGAUCCUCAACAACUACAAUUUGAAGCGGACAUUAACUGUUUGUUUCUUUAUACAAGCUACAAACUGUUGGGGGAGAAUGCUAAUGAAGCAGACGCGGAAGAGAUUAUUAAAAUGGCUAGUAAAGCCUCUUUUGUCGAUCAACGGAGGCAAGUACAAGAAAAUGUUCACUCUCAAAUCAAAGCAUUUUGCACAUGCAUGAACGAGAUUCUUGUUUCAAAAGAAAAGAUGGUGAAUGGCCGCUUAGAAUUAUCUCAACAAGCAAACAGUCCACGUCUCCGUGGUGGGCAUAGUUCUGCUAAAGCUGCCUCUAAACAAAGACCAUUAAGCCAAUCUGAAGUCUCUCAGAAGUUAAAGGAUCAACUUGGUUAUACACUUAAUGUCAAACCUUCUCUAAUACCUCACAAGGAUUCUGGCAAAGGUCUAUUUUUAGAUGGUGCAGUUGAUGUUGGUGCUGUACUAGCCUUUUAUCCUGGUGUGAUCUAUUCCCCAUCUUACUAUAAUCAAAUUCCUGGAUACCUUGAUGAGCAGAACUCGUACUUGAUUACAAGAUAUGACGGGACUGUCAUUGAUGCCCAACCUUGGGGUUGUGGCGGUGAUGGACCAGAGCGAUUCAACGGUAGAAAAAUGUUAGAAAACAAACUAGUUAAUGAAGGAGCUCAUAAGGGUUCGGACAGAAUGAGUAAACCUUUGGAAGGCUCCCAGAUAGAUGAUGAUGUAGUUGAGCGUAGAAAUCCAUUAGCCUUGGCUCAUUUUGCUAACCACCCUCCGAAAGGGAUUCUUCCUAAUGUCAUGAUCUGCCCUUAUGACUUUCCAUUGACUGAAAAACACAUGAGGAUUUACAUACCAAACAUAUUAUUUGGAAAUGAAGAAGUAAAUCUGAAGAGAUUUGGCAGCUCUUGGCUCAAAUCUGUAGUUUCAAAAAACAGUGAAUCAGAUGUUCCUACCCUCAAAGCUGUUGUUCUGGUAGCAACUAGGACUCUUCAAGAUGAAGAACUCCUUUUGAACUACAGGUUGAGCAACUCUAAGCAGUGGCCAGAAUGGUAUGCUCCAGUGGAUGAAGAAGAAAGAGGACAUGAAUCUGAAAGAUGAAAGUGGCCAAUGAUCGACAGAACACCUUUCGAUAUCAUCUCAGAAUGAUGCCCUAGGUUUAGGUUUAGGGUUCUAUCUUUGGUCACGCGUAUUAGUCUUUAGGCUUAAAUGCUUCCUUCGUACUCAUGUUAAGAGGUGAAUUUCUGUUUAGUAUCCGGUUUUAAAAAUGAAGACAUUGGGUUCCUAUAUUACGAAAAGUGUAUAAAUAAGGUCAUGUCCGUUAAGUUAGACAGCAACGGCGUUAAGUCCAUGCUGAUGUGGCCGUACUUUUUCUCUUCUCUCUUCUGCUUGUUCUCUCUCUUGUUCAACUUUUUCUUGAUGGAAUUGUUGAACUUGUUAUUUCUUGUGUAGACUUAUUCAUAUAUUUUUCAUAACAUAGGGACCCAAUGUCUUCAUUUUUAAAAUCGGAUACUAAACAGAAAUUCA
Messenger RNA from Vigna umbellata (rice bean), 2000 nucleotides. Lineage: Eukaryota; Viridiplantae; Streptophyta; Magnoliopsida; Fabales; Fabaceae. The record is from RefSeq and is a predicted model, not a curated record.